This is a messenger RNA of Paramecium sonneborni, 1190 nucleotides long. The record is from the annotation of a GenBank genome assembly. NCBI's taxonomy places the organism in Eukaryota, Ciliophora, Oligohymenophorea, Peniculida, Parameciidae.
AAAAAAUUAUAUUUUAUGAAAUCAUCAAUUCUUUUAACAUGUUGUUAUGAAGAACAUGAGAACAGUUAAAUAAUAGGUGUUUGCACUAAUAUAAAUUGCAAACAUACAAGAACCUAUUGUAUUGCUUGCAAACCUUAAUUUCAUUAAGAACACAAUCAAGAUUUAGUCAGGUUUAAUGAUUUAGCAAAUUGGGUUAAAAGUAGAAAAUAAUUAAUCCAACCUAUAAAUGAACUUAUAAAUUAAGUCUAAUAAUUUUCAAAAUCUCUAAAAUCAUUAGUAGGAAAUGUAGAUUAUUAAAGUUAAACAGAUUUUGAAUCUUUGAAUAAUUCAGAAUUACAUGAUUAUAUCAAGCAACUGAUACUUUUAGAAAAAUCCUAAGUUCUUUUAGUUCCAAAAAUUAAAUUCUUAAUUUAAUAAUAAGAAAAGUUAAAAAAAGAGAUUGAGAGUCUAAUUUUAAAUAAAGAAUGUAUAUAAAUUUUAUAAAAUAAGUAUGCCAAAGCUAAGUGUUGUCAUUAGAGGAAAUAUAUUUUUCAUCAAAAAUAAUUUGUACAGACUCAAGAGAUGAUGAAGAUAUUAAAAUUGAGGAACAAAAAGAAAUUGAUAAAUGCUUAAAAUAUUAAAUUAAAUUUUCAUAAGAACUUAAACAUGAAGAAAUUCAAAUUCUAUAAAAUUAAUUAAUUGCUUAAGGUGAUUGUUUUGCUCUUUGUGAACCAACAUUACCAACGAAUACUUCAACAAAAUUUGCUUUUAAAUGUCAUGAAGAAGGAAUCUAUAUUGGUAUUUGCCAUAUUGAUUUGAUAUAAAAGGCUUAAUUUAAUCCUAAACUUAAAUAAUUAAAACAUGGGUAUUUUAUUUUUUUUAUUUUUAUUAGAGCAUAUUUAAUUUCUUCAAAUGGUUAUGUUUACUCACAUCUAGAAAAGGAAAUUAAUUCUUCAAAAAAAUCAUUCACAUAUGGAAAAAAUGAUAUCAUAUAAGUUUUAGUAUAAGUAGAAGAUAAGAAAAUUACAUGGAUUAAAUAAUCUACUAAUGAAGAAUUUGUAAUAUAUUUUAAUUUAUAAUAGUCAAUGAAAUUUGAAUCAGUUAAAGAUCUAUGUCCUUGCGUAUAAUUGUGGGGUAAAACUGGAACUUAAGUUGAAAUCAUAGAUUUUUGAUAUACAUUUCAUUAAUUUAUAGAAAAAAUUAAUAAAUAU